AUGGCCGACCCCGCGCACCCCCCUUCCGAGGCUGAGAAGAAGCCCAUCCAUACGAUUAUACUUGAUGCAUCUCCUUUCCUGCUCAACAGCCCCUCCAUCUCCACCCUUCUAGCUAAUGGACACAUCCUCUUGACGACCCCGUCUGUUCUUUCCGAGAUUAGAGGCGAAGAGGCACGAAAUAGAGUGGAGACACUCUACAAGCCGUUCCUUACUGUCCGCACACCGCGAACCGAGAGCAUCGAAGUUGUGAAGGGGUUUGCUAGACGCACAGGCGAUGGAGCUGUGCUAAGUGCGACGGAUUUCGAAGUUCUUGGACUGGCGUAUGAGGUUGAGUGUGAGAGGAAUGGAGGAGAUUGGCGAUUACGAAGCGUUCCAGGGCAGAAGAGAGUCAAUGGGAAGCCGCCGCAGAAGGAGGAAGACACUGGUGAACGACAGAUGGAGGGCACUGCUGUGGAUGAAGAUGCCGGUCAUAAUGAAGUGGAGACACAGGUUGACGGCAUCGUGAAGCAAGCAGAGACGCUUAUUGUGGAUGAUGCACAAGUGACGGAGCAGCAGGCAGGGGAAGUAACUGAGGACACCACAGAUGCAACCGCACCACAGACGGACGAACCCUCAGAAGGACUGACGAUCGAAGCGCCAGAUCAAGCCUCAGACUCAGAUGAAGGCUGGAUAACUCCCUCGAACAUCAAACGUCGACAAGCGCAAGAUGAAUCUGCUUCCAGCAAAUCCUCCCAAGCACCCCCCAAGACUCUCCAGGUUGCGACCCUGACCGGCGAUUUUGCAAUGCAGAACGUCUUGCUUCAGAUGAACCUGAAUCUUCUUUCCUCAAAGACCUGCCAGCGAAUCUCUCAGAUCAAGCAAUUCGUCCUGCGAUGUCACGCGUGUUUCUUUACCACCAAACAAAUGGAUAAACAGUUCUGCCCACGAUGCGGAAAACCCACGCUCACACGAGUGAGUUGCACGACGAAUGACAAGGGUGAGGUUAAGCUCCACCUUAAGAAGAAUAUGCAAUGGAACAACAAAGGGAACAUCUACUCCGUCCCUAAACCCACAAGCGGAACAGCGAACCAGAAAUGGCAAGGGCCUCGGCACGGCGGAGGUGGGAAAGGCGGCUGGGGCAAUGACUUGAUUCUGGCAGAGGACCAGAAGGAGUAUGUUAGGGAUGUAAAGAGCAAGGAGAGAGAGGCCAGGCGAAUAAAAGACUUGAUGGACGAAGACUUUCUGCCGGGGAUCCUUUCCGGUGAAAGGGUGGGAGGAGGAGGAGGUAGGGUGCGAGUUGGAGCAGGACGGGCGGUCAAUUCGAGGAAGCGAUAA
This is a messenger RNA of Cladophialophora yegresii CBS 114405, 1314 nucleotides long. RefSeq lists its product as uncharacterized. Bases 1 to 1314 code for a protein of 437 amino acids. Gene Ontology annotation, biological process: maturation of SSU-rRNA; ribosomal small subunit biogenesis. Gene Ontology annotation, cellular component: preribosome, small subunit precursor. Lineage: Eukaryota; Fungi; Ascomycota; Eurotiomycetes; Chaetothyriales; Herpotrichiellaceae. The transcript has a single exon. Gene Ontology annotation, molecular function: RNA endonuclease activity. The record is from RefSeq and is a predicted model, not a curated record.